This is a messenger RNA of Antechinus flavipes (yellow-footed antechinus), 5133 nucleotides long. It is a transcript of the gene GPR101, whose product is annotated as G protein-coupled receptor 101. Gene Ontology annotation, biological process: G protein-coupled receptor signaling pathway. Bases 1 to 1281 code for a protein of 426 amino acids. Gene Ontology annotation, cellular component: membrane. Gene Ontology annotation, molecular function: G protein-coupled receptor activity. Lineage: Eukaryota; Metazoa; Chordata; Mammalia; Dasyuromorphia; Dasyuridae. The transcript has a single exon. The record is from RefSeq and is a predicted model, not a curated record.
AUGUCUCUGUCCCAGGAACUCGGUAAUUCCACCCGUCUCUCCGGAGACCCCGGCAACGGCGGCGGCCGUGGCGGCGGAGGGAACGGCAGCCUCGGCGGCGGCGGCGGCAACGGCAGCACCGACGGCGGCAACGGCACCACCGGCGGCGAGGGGCACUCCAUGAUCAGCCUCUUCCACUGCAUAGUCCGAAUCUCCCUCCUGUCCUCCUUCGUCUGCGUCUCCGUCCUGGGCAACGCCCUGCUGCUGACGGUGUUCCACCGGAAGCCUCAGCUGUUGCAGGUGGCCAACCGCUUCAUCCUCAACCUCCUUAUCUCGGAUAUGCUCCAGGCCUCCGUGGUCAUGCCCUGGGUGGUGGCGGGCUCCCUGCCUUCCUUCUGGCCCCUGAGUGACAACACGUGCACGAUCAUGAUCACCCUGAUGCACCUCUUCGCCUACACCUCUAUCAACACCAUCAUCGUGGUGUCCAUCGACCGGUACCUGUCCAUCAUCUACCCGCUGUCCUACCCCAACAAGAUGACCACCAUGUGGGGAGGGAUGUUCAUCCUCAGCACCUGGGUCUUCAGUCUGAUCCAGAGCGCUCCCCCUGCCAUCGGAUGGGGAGAGAUCGCCUUCGACAAGGACAGCUCUCUCUGCGUGGUCCUCUGGAACACGAGCCCCUCUUACACCGCCCUCAACAUCCUGCUGUCCUUCAUCGGCCCGGUGGCCAUCCUGGUGGGGUGCUACGGGAUGGUGUUCCAGGCGGCCCGGAGGCAGAACGCCCUGGUGCAUCCCGUGAGGCCCCGGGGCUUUCAGGAAAUGCUGGAGGAGAGCAACAUGGGCGGAGAGGAGCCUAGCGAGGAAGAGGAGGAAGACGGCGACGCCAUCAUCCCGAUCCCCCGCACGUUCCAGCCCAGCCCCAAGAGGUGCUCCGCCAAGCCCAAGCCUUACCACUGCAAGGCCGCCCGGGUGAUCUUCGUCAUCAUCGCCUCCUUCAUCCUGUGCAUCGGACCUUACUGUUUCCUGGCCGCCGUGUCGGCCGCGGUGGGAGCGGCCCCUCCUUGGGUCAACUCCUGUAUAUUCCUGCUCUUCUUCCUGCAGUGCUGCCUCCAUCCUUACACCUAUGGUUACAUGCACAAAAGCAUCAAGAAGGAGCUCACCGUAGCCUUGCUCGGGCUCUUCUGCAAGAGGCCACCCCGGGGACAGGACUCCAGCACCGAAAACAACUUCCCCAUGACCAUGACCAUGACCGACAGCAGGGCCUUCCCUUCCCACUUCUCUCUGACCUCGGCCUGGAAAUCCUAGAUUUCCGGCCGUCACCGGAACUGGGUCCCGGUCCGGCUGGACACGGGCAGAGACGAUUACAGACAAUUCGUUCUCUCUGUACAGUAAAUUAGUAGAGUAAGAAUGGAGGGGGCCGGGGGGGGUGGACGACGCAGACGCUGUGAGAAAAGAACUUUGGGAUUCUGAGCGGGACUUUCUCCACCCCCCCAUCCCCAACCCCUCCACCCUUCACCCCCACCUCCAAGAUAUUUAAAUACCAAAUCAUUAGAUUUAGAUCAUCAGAGACUGAUUCCAUCUCGGAACUGUGCUCGGUAUCGUCGCCCACUCCCGGAGUUACGUCGUGUCUGCCCGGGUUCCCUUACGGGAACUUGGGAUGGAACACGAGGACUUUGAGUAGCCGGGACCACGAUGGGCAUUUAAUGGCUACGUGCUGCCAGAGAAACCAGAGGUCAGAUUCCUCAUCAGUCCAGGUGAACUUUUCUUUCCAGGGCUUUUGAAAUCGGCCCAAAGGGCCAACCGUGGAAGAAGGCCAUUGAGUCACGACUCAGUGUGAGGAUGGCAUCCCGGGAAGGUUUUAGGAAGUUCUGGCAACAUCCGACAGAGUGGACAAAGAUCCCAGGACAUACCUAAAAUGGGAAGCUUGUCCACCGAAAACAGGGAGGGAGGGAAGCACAACCAUCAGAUCUCAUUUCACGUUGUCUUGUUUUUGUGGAAUGGGUAAGGCUUUAAGGUCAUGCCCUAAAAAAUAGGAAAUCUGGAGACAUCCCCCAGAGGGUUUUCUUGACUAAUAUCUCCUAUUUCCUAUUUCAAUGAGGUCGGAAAGAAACACUUCAGUGUUUCUCCUUUUCGACUUCAUUUAGUGAACUUAGAGAUACAAAAAAACUGAAUUUUAAAAUAAGCCUAAGUUAAACCUUCUCUGCCGGUCCCUUCUGUUUCAGAAAACAGGCACUUCUACUAAGGCGGCCCUUGACGUGAACUGGACAGGGCCAGGGCCCUGCAUUGUUGGCACUGCCCACGAGAAUGAUGAGACUCUCAUUUAAAAAAAAAAAAAAAACGUGAUUUGGUGACUGUGCCAUCACAAAUAUGAACUGAGAGAGGUAAAAGGGGGGGGCAGGCCUGGGAAAGAAAUUCGAAGGGUGCCCAACUGUCACAAAGGGGGACGCCAAGGCUUAUUCCAUGCAUGCCCAGCUGUUUUCUUCCUCCCGCAGAGCUCCUAAUAGCCUCCAAGCUCCCAGCAGGUAAGGGAGAGAGAGGAGGGAGCCUGAAAUGACAUCGGAGGGGAAAGUAUGACAUUCCCUGGUGAGUAACUAAUGUUAUAGCACCACAUAGAUGGUAUGCUUAGCAAAUUUGCAGCUGGCAUCAAACUCUGAGAACCAACAUGUUGUACAGCAAAGUCAGGCUACAAAAAGCUCCUGACAGACAAAAAGAUGGGUCUCAAUCCAAUCUGGGGAACUGUAGUAGAGAUUCAUGGCAAAUCUUAUGCCUGGAUUAAAAAAAAAAACACCUAUAAGUCCAAGAGCGGAGGGGUUGGGGUGGCUAACCGACCGUUCCUCGGAAAAAGAUGUGGGGAUUUUAGUGAACUCCAAGCUCCACUUGAGCCCACACCGGGAUGUGGCCAUUAAAACUUCUAACCUUAGGGGCAACGGUCAGAACCGGAGGAGUUAUCCUACCGUUGUCCUCUGCCCGGGUCAAAGCCACACCUGGAGCACCGUGGGGGGAGAGAGAGACAUCGAGAAGCCACGGGGCGGUCCUUCGAGACGAUGCCAGAUCGAGACCCCCCAGAGGGCCUGGGAUCGUAUCGGAAAGGCCGUCACCUGGCAGGGGAAUUAGUAGCUUGAUGCAAAAUGGGGAGAUUUACUGCCCCCCCCCCCGAUGUUCUGCUCCCAGUUCAAUCUGGAAUUCGAACCUUUCCAAUCAAAUGUAACCUGGACAUUUUAUUGGAAAAGAGAAAAAAGCUUUGGAGAAAACUUGACAAAAACCAUCUUUAUCUUCCCCGGGCUUAAUCCAGGAGAGGCUUCUGUUACGCAGAGCAGGGGAGAAAGGCCUCUUUGGCUAAAUCCUAGCAUCAUUGUUUCUAUUCCGAUUAUAGAGGCCGGAUCUCCCUGAGGAGAUCCCCAAUGGUCAGCCCGACGAUCUGGGUUCCUGAUGACCAUGUCAAACCGAAUCAAAUCGGAGAGGGGAGGCAGAUUCCAACAAUUUGCCCGAGAGAUUUUGGUCAAUUUGAUGACCACAAAAUAGAUGCGGCGAUAUCGCCAACCUCGAGCCCCAUCCUUAUGAGAUUCCCAUAUCUCGGGAGACCUCCUGCUUUAUUGAUAUUAGCCCUCCACUGGCUAUGUUCUCAAUCAUUUGCAUAGCUCUCUAUCUCUUCCUCCUCACUGACUCUGACAGGAGCUCCUCCGAGGAAAGAGGCAAACAGCUCGGUAGCUGGGCUGUGAACAGCUGGAGGGCCGCUCCGUCAGUGGUCAGCAUCUGGAGGGCAAAAAGGGAAAUGGAAUUUAGUCGGAGCCGAGGACACGGGACGGAUCUGCCCAGGAAAGCCAGGCUAACUCGGGCCCGUGAUCAUGAGGAGGGGCCCCGGGGAGACACGACUUUACUCUUGGACUUUUUAAACUUAAAAAAAAAAGAAAAACAGUUCCUAAAUGUGUGGCCAUUUUGAUCUUUUAUCUGCCUGUCCCCAGUAGGCACCUGAAAGAAUAAAUGACCCCAUGACCCAUCUUUUGAUCAGAGGAGAAAGAGACUGGAUUUGGGCUCAAAUCCCAGCUUCUCCUCUUUGGAGCGGGGUGAUCUUGGGCAAGUCACUCAAGUUUUCUGAAGCCCCAGUUUCCUCAUCUGUAAAAUGGGGGGGUUGGACUGGAUAACCUGGGAGGUCCCAUCCAACCCAAGAUAGGGAUUCUGUGAUUAAAAGCUGUUUAUGGUAGUUGAGGCUGUUCUAUCUAGAUCGAAAGUACUUUGGCUAGAGAAUACCCAGUUAGGUAGAUCAUAUUUUAGUCACAUUCUUAAGACAUUUGUUGAAAUUGAACCACUUGUUAUUUUAAAAACUUAACCACCAAAACCCAUUUCAGAAAAAAUUGUUUUGGCCGCCACCCUUCUGCCCUGCCUUCUCUCUCCUGCUCCUCUCUCCCCUGCCUCCCUUUCUCUCUUUCCUCUUUCUCCUUCCUUUCUCUCCCCUUACCUCUUUCUCUUUCCCCAUUCUCUCCCGUCUCUUUCUCUCUCCCCUUUUUCAUUCUCUCUCACAUUUCUCUCUCCUUCCUCUCUCUCUCUCCCCUGAUUCUGUCCCUCUCUUUCCUGUGCUUUUCUCUCCCCCUCUUCUCUUCUCCCGGAUUUUUUAUCUCCUCCUCCUCUCCCUCCCCUGUCUCUUUCUUCCCUUCCUCUUUUUCCAUCCACCCCGCUCCCUAUCUUCAAGGCUGACCUUCUCUAGCCAUUAAGCCACACUGCCCGUCUUGCUUUCCGCCAUAUCAUCCUCAAUUCCAACCCCGAUUCCCAACCCUCUCAUCCUUUUGGGUCCAUUUAACAACGCACCCGACAUUCUCGUUUGAUGGCAAAAUCCAGUGAUUUAUUUUUAACACGCCUUCCCUUCUCUUCUCCCCUCCCCCCAACCUUAUUCACUUUUCAUUCUUUUCGUAAAUAGAUUUUUCAUUACAGGAAAGAUGUACAUCACAGAUCUUUUGGUUGAAGUAAAGCCCUUUUUCAUGUGAGAUGCUAAGAAAAAGGACCUUUGAUCUGAUAAGAUUCAGCUUUGCUGCCAUUUUUUUAUUACAGAACAAUUAUGUGCUAAUCCAAUAAAAUCUAACAACAUUAGGACGUUUUUCUGCACACAAUAUUCUGUCAUUUGAAAAUAGGUGAGCACACAAAAAGUUAGUUAGCCUCCCAGGC